AUGGUCAAGACUUCCGUCCUCAACGAUGCGCUCAACGCCAUCAACAACGCUGAGAAGGCUGGCAAGCGCCAGGUCCUGAUCCGUCCUUCCUCCAAGGUCAUCGUCAAGUUCCUCACUGUCAUGCAGCGUCACGGUUACAUUGGCGAGUUCGAGGAGGUCGACGACCACCGCAACGGCAAGAUCGUCAUCCAGCUCAACGGCCGCAUCAACAAGACCGGUGUCAUCUCCCCCCGCUACAACGUCCAGCUCCGCGACAUGGAGAAGUGGGUCGUCAAGCUACUUCCCUCGCGUCAAUUCGGUUACAUCGUCCUGACCACCUCCGCUGGUAUCAUGGACCACGAGGAGGCCCGCAGGAAGCACGUUGCUGGCAAGAUUCUCGGUUUCUUCUACUAG
This is a messenger RNA of Alternaria viburni, 393 nucleotides long. RefSeq names its product 40S ribosomal protein S22 (gene CRP27). The record is from RefSeq and is a predicted model, not a curated record. Gene Ontology annotation, cellular component: ribosome; cytosolic small ribosomal subunit. Gene Ontology annotation, biological process: translation. The transcript is spliced from 3 exons. Lineage: Eukaryota; Fungi; Ascomycota; Dothideomycetes; Pleosporales; Pleosporaceae. Bases 1 to 393 code for a protein of 130 amino acids. Gene Ontology annotation, molecular function: structural constituent of ribosome.